This is a messenger RNA of Arabis nemorensis, 387 nucleotides long. NCBI's taxonomy places the organism in Eukaryota, Viridiplantae, Streptophyta, Magnoliopsida, Brassicales, Brassicaceae. The record is from the annotation of a GenBank genome assembly.
AUGUAUGCAGAUGUCGUACGACAUGAAGGAAGCAACAACACCAACCAAAACCUUACCGGAGAACGGAGGAGGAAGACUGGAAGCGACCAAGAGCACAUAAAGAUGAUGUCGCAAGACCAAAAGAACCUCGAGGGGACCGUAACAAGAGCCAUGGGAGUAAAGCAGCGGAUCUGGCCUCAACCUCAAAACCCAAGCCUGUUCGCCGGGAUCUGUUGCCGAAAUUGGGCAAGGUCCGUGAUCGAGGGGAAGAGAGACGAGCUACCAAAACAACAACCCAAGAGUGGGUUCGUAAGGCGUUUGGCAAAGGAGAUGCCCGUGAAGCAAUUCCCAAUACAAGGGAGAAGACGACAGAGGCGAUGGCGUCGCCGGGAAGAGACGCCGCCGUGA